GCGGGUUAUGUUUUGGAAAGGGGGCGUUAACUCUGGUUGUGUUAACUCAGAAAAACUUCUCUGAGACGGAGAUGGAGAGAGAGCUUCUGAACAGACUGUUUCAGCUCGUAAUAUUAAGAACACUAACACUAGAAAUCUCCAGAACUCAGCGUUUUUAAUCAGAAACAAUCAGUAAAGAGCUGAGUGCCGCUGCUGAACCUGUGGAUCUACCGUGUGGAGUAAGGGAGGAAAGUUCUCUGACUGUGAGCUGCCCAAACGCUCCUGUUUAGCCCUGGGGAACCUGAAGGUGGACGGAGAACUCUGCUUCAAACUGCGUCUAAAAUAUGGUGUAAGAACACCGGGAGAGAUUCGAAAUUGGCACAUUUUUGGUUAGAGGACACAAUGAGGCACCAGCAGUGCCCUGUUUGCCACGUCACAUACUCGAAUCUUCCUAAGCACCUGACUGGAUUCCACAACGUGGCGAAUCCCAAAGAGAAGGCCCUGCUCCUGAGCCUCUCCAGCGGACGCGUGAAGGGAUUGUUCCGAUGUGAGGAGCCUCAAUGCGGGAAAACGGUUAAAAGGCUUCACAGGCAUUACGCAGAAUGCCACAUUGAUAAAACGCUCGAUGAAGCUAAGAGCAUCGUCACAAGGUGCAAAAAACAAUACAUUCUGGAGCAGCUAGGAAAACUGAGGGAAACCCAUCCUCAGGUGCUGAUGGUCAGCGUGCUGGAUUUGGGCGGCCAGGACAACCGAUGGACCCGACCACCCCCCAACGCACCAGCAACGGCGGACCCAGCCUGCAGCCAGGGACAUCAACGGACCCCCCGCCUGAAAGCGGAAGUCCUGGAUAGGGCCAUAGACAUCCUACCUGACACUGGAACACCUGGAAUGUCCACAGAUGUCAAACCAGAGCCAGUGCCGGUGGAGACCACCCAGGACCUCACACCCAACUGCUCAAACACAGACUGCCAGCGGCUUCUGAGAGAAAAUCAGGAGCUCAAGGCACGUCUGGGUUUGGGCAAGGGAGAAUGCCCCAGGCAGGACUGCCAGCAUAAAAGCCAGGAGCUCUCCAGGCUGGUGCAGCUCUACAUGGCAAGCCCCCAGAAGAAGCUCCGAAAUAAAUUUUCCAGAAAGGAUGAUUUUCAAACAGAGCAUGCCCCAAAAUAUGGUACGUGCAUCUAUUAUCAUUUUUCAUAUGUAAGGCAAAAAUAUUUUCCAAUUUUCCAAUUCAUGUAAAUAUUAUGUUUUCCAGAACAAGUCUUACAAGACUUUUUUGUCUUCUGUGUCGGGGCCAAUCCUUCAAGCAAAGUGAAAGACAACGGCAAUACCUGCCGGAGCCACGUCCGCAGGUUUCUUUUGUUUGCAGGAGAGGGCAAGCUCCUGAAGGGGGACUUUUCCUUUUUAGCCGACUCAACGAAGAUUGCAGAGUGGGUGGAGGUUCUGAAAACAGACAGAAUGAAACCCACGACCAUAAGAAUUAAUCUAGUAAACAUCCACAAGUUCGUCAAAUUCCUAAACGACCUGCCUGCAACCCAAACAAAACUCAGCGUGAGGGACUUCCAAAGGAUCCAUGCACAGAUAAAGGCGCGCCUGAAGGAUCUACAGAAGGACGUCACUGUACAUAGCAGAGGAAGGCAGUUGAGACAAAGGACACAAACUCAUUAAGUUAUCUUGCUAGAUCUGGCCGUUAGCGCCUGGUCGUCAAGUUCAGCCGGUUGUUAGUCAAACUGUAUGUGUAAGAAAGAAAUGAACUCCUUGUGAGUGGAAGUCGUUCCCAGAGCUUUGUUUUAAUAAAGUGUUAAUUGCUGAA
This is a messenger RNA of Astyanax mexicanus (Mexican tetra), 1789 nucleotides long. RefSeq lists its product as uncharacterized. The record is from RefSeq and is a predicted model, not a curated record. Lineage: Eukaryota; Metazoa; Chordata; Actinopteri; Characiformes; Acestrorhamphidae. The transcript is spliced from 5 exons. The coding region runs from base 382 to 1215 and encodes 277 amino acids.